Messenger RNA from Scylla paramamosain (green mud crab), 1730 nucleotides. It is a transcript of the gene p23, whose product is annotated as co-chaperone protein daf-41-like. NCBI's taxonomy places the organism in Eukaryota, Metazoa, Arthropoda, Malacostraca, Decapoda, Portunidae. The transcript is spliced from 5 exons. The record is from RefSeq and is a predicted model, not a curated record. Gene Ontology annotation, molecular function: protein-folding chaperone binding; Hsp90 protein binding. Bases 226 to 711 code for a protein of 161 amino acids. Gene Ontology annotation, biological process: chaperone-mediated protein complex assembly; protein folding. Gene Ontology annotation, cellular component: nucleus; cytosol.
AGACGCCAACACCAUGUCCUGCACACAGUGAGUAUUUCUCCCCAUUUUGAGGGAGGUAGCGCCCCGAGUGCCUGUGUGUGGCGUCACGUGAUGGGAUGCAGUGGCGGCAGGCCAGGGCGUGGUGGUGGCAGGCCGCGGGGACUCGGGAAUUGUGGUAUUUAACGGCACCGGUGGCAGGCGUGGGCUUCAGGCCGCCUCGUGUAAACACUUCACUGCCACCAAGACAUGGGGCCACUUCCUCCUCCAGUCACAUGGGCACAGAGGAAAAAUAUAGUUUUCCUCACUAUUUGCCUGGAAGACUGCAGAAGUCCCAUCAUUAAAUUUGAAGACGACAAAAUAUAUUUCAAGGGUAGUGGAGGAACAGAAAAGAAAGAUUACGAAUAUACGUAUGAUCUCUAUAAGGAAAUUGAUACAGAAAAAAGUCGCAGCUUUCCUCGUGAUCGUAACAUAGAACUCAUUUUGGUAAAGAAGGAGGAGGGACCUUACUGGCCACACCUCCUCAAACAGAAGGUGAAACAGCACUGGCUAAAAGUAGAUUUUAGCAGAUGGAAAGAUGAAGAUGACAGUGAUGAUGAAGGAGAAGGUCAAAAUCAAGAUCUUGAAGAGAUGAUGCGUCAAAUGGGAGGCCUUGGUGGAGGAGACAGCCGACCCAGUUUGGAUGACUUAGAAGAUGAAGACUCUGACGACGAUGAUCUUCCAGAUUUGGAGUAGUCACUCAUCUGCCUUGUGAGGCCUUCACAAACAAGUCGUUGGUGGGGGCAAGACAGCAACAUGUCACAACCAACUGUGCUGCAGCUUCUUGUAAAGUGCACAGGUUCCAUUCUCAUGAAGACUGAUGACAUCAGUGGUAACCUGAGUGGAAUUAUGUGCCCCAGAACUUGGGAUCCUUACAUUUAGUGAUCAGUGCAGCUGGACUUGUCUUUACCAUUUGUGCAAGAACUUUAUAUUAUUAAAGUCCCUCUUCUGUUUGCAGAUUUUGAAGUUAAAAAUAACUAAGCUUGCGAUGCAAAACUUUGUAGCAUUUAAUAGAGCAAAUUAAGUAAAAGAAGCGCAUUGCUGUCAAAGAUUUUAGCAAAAAUUUGUAACUUUGUUAUUUGACUGUAGUCUUAAACUACUAUUAUUGAAAAUAAAUGGAUCAUGAUUUUUCUUUUUAAGUAAACAAUGACAACUGUUUUUAGUUAAUUUCUGUGAGAAAGGAGGAGCAAAGUGAUGCAAAAGUUUACACUUACAUCAUAGUGUUUGACACCAAAGUAUAAAACUUCUAGUUUUAUGUUAUUUUUAAGAGAUGGCUGCAGCAAACUGAGACUGGAUAUUUGCCUGUUGAUUAUAUUGUUUUGUUUUUGGUGCAUAAAUGAAUAAUGAAUUACAUGGCAGUUAAUUUCUUACAUUUUUAUAGGGUAUGAAAGACAACCUUUCCAUGUGUGUUUUUUAAAGGAAUGAACUGCAGGUAAACUGUUUAGAGUCCUGGUUAGUUGUGUGUUAUCAAGUCCCAUGUAUAUCUUUAUGUUAUCAAGGAGAGCAGGGGAUUGACAGAUACAAAGCUUCUCAAAAUUUGACACAUAGUAAGCUUUCCAAAUUUGAACAAAAUUUCAACUACAGUAAUUAACUGAUUACAGCAUGAAACAAAAUUUAGAGCAUUAAGAAUUGAUAUGCCAUCUAGAUCACAUGUUACUGUCAACAAAGCCCCACAUGCCAAAACAUCAUCUUUAAAUACACAGACCACUUAGUAA